AUGUUUCCAGAUGUGUGGCUGAGAGGAAGUACACCCAGGAACAAGCUCGCAAAGAAUUUCAACAAGUGUUUAUCCCAGAAUGCAAUGACGAUGGCACAUAUAGUCAGGUUCAGUGCCAUAGUUAUACUGGAUACUGCUGGUGUGUCACUCCCAACGGUCGACCUAUCAGCGGUACUGCUGUGGCCCACAAAACUCCUCGCUGUCCAGGUUCAGUGAGUGAGAAGCUGCCACAACGAGAAGGUGCAGGCAAAGCAGAUGAUGCCUCAGCUCCCGCACUGGAGACUCAGCCUCAAGGUGAUGAAGAAGAUAUAGCUUCUCGUUAUCCUACGUUAUGGACUGAGCAAGUAAAGAGUAGACAAAACAAAACCAAUAAAAGCUCAGCAUCGUCAUGUGAUCAAGAACUUCAGUCAGCCCUGGAGGAAGCUAAACAGCCUCAGAAGGACAAUGUCUUCAUUCCAGAGUGUGCUCAGGGUGGCCUCUACAAACCAGUGCAAUGCCAUCCUUCCACGGGCUACUGCUGGUGUGUUCUGGUGGAUACGGGACGUCCCAUCCCUGGUACAUCGACCAGGUAUGAACAACCUAAAUGUGAUAAUGGUGCCAGAGCUCACCCAACAAAAACAAAGGAUUUGUACAAAGGACGCCAGCUUCAAGGUUGUCCUGGGGCCAAGAAGAAUGAGUUCCUGACUAGUGUUUUGGAUGCAUUGUCCACAGAUAUGGUGCACGCUGUCUCUGAUCCAUCAUUGUCUUCUAGCCGGGUUUCAGAGCCUGAUCCAAAUCAUACUCUGGAAGAGAGAGUGGUCCACUGGUAUUUCAAACAGCUAGAUAAAAAUUCCAGUGGUGAUAUUGGCAAGAAAGAAAUCAAGCCAUUUAAGAGAUUCCUAAGAAAGAAAUCAAAGCCCAAAAAAUGUGUGAAGAAGUUUGUGGAAUACUGUGAUGUGAACAAUGAUAAGUCCUUGUCAGUUCAAGAGUUAAUGGGCUGCUUGGGAGUAACAAAAGAAGAAGGUAAAGCAGAAACAAAGAAACGCCAUACAGCCCCUAAAACCAACACUGAGAGCACUUCAUCCAGCAGGCAGCAGGUUUCUAAGAAGCAAGGGUGAACACCUUACUAAUCCAAGGCAGAUCUCUUUGACAUGUGGGAGAUUUCCUCACCAAAAGGCAAUAAAAACAACUGUAGUAUUUGCACUUUGUACUUAAAAAAUGUAAAUUCACUUUGUAGAAAUGAAAUAUUUAAACAGACUUCUUUUUUUAAUCUGUGAAAAUGUAAUGGCUAGUUUUGAAAAAUUAUCACAUACAAUGUAUGUGUAUUCUUUUGUUGUCUGAAAUAUGUAAAACAUGUUGGAGAUGUAAAAGUUUGCAUUUAAACCAUUUUUUAAAAAAUAGCUUUUUGGCAAACAGUAGCAUAGAAACCUGAUUCUUUGUAUUUUGGUUUCAAUAGUAUGCCUUGUUUUUCUUAAUAGUGUCAUUUAAGUAGAGUUAUCCUGAAAAGUCUACUGUAUUCUCAAUUUUGUCCAAGCAGUGUUGGAUGUUUCAGGUUUGCAGGACUGAGAGAAUUGUGUAAAUUGCUGUUUAUUUGGUUUUCCAGUUUUUAACUGAACAGAUUUUUCAUCGGUGGCAGUAUUUUAUUUAAUUUUGUUUUUAUUGUAAUUAUUAUGCUUUCCAAAGAUCACACAAUGAUAAUACAACCACUAAUGGAUUCAAAAACAGUUAUUCUACUUGGGAUGCCUAUAGAAAUAUGUAUCCUUUUAUCCAUUUUUGAGGUGCCUUCCAUUAUAAGUUUUGGUAGG
Molecule: messenger RNA, 1784 nt
Organism: Acanthisitta chloris (rifleman)
Lineage: Eukaryota; Metazoa; Chordata; Aves; Passeriformes; Acanthisittidae
Gene: SMOC2
Product: SPARC related modular calcium binding 2
Exons: 11
Biological process (GO): extracellular matrix organization
Cellular component (GO): basement membrane
Molecular function (GO): calcium ion binding; extracellular matrix binding; heparin binding
Source: RefSeq, a predicted model, not a curated record